AUCAGAGCAGACGGCCCAGCGACAAAGAACAUCAACGACUUGUUCAUCACCGCCAAACCACAGCCAAGAUGACCAAACGCACCAAGAAGGUCGGAGUUACCGGCAAGUACGGUACUAGAUACGGUGCUUCCCUCCGUAAGCAGGUCAAGAAGAUGGAAAUCACACAGCACGCAAGAUACCUCUGCACGUUCUGCGGAAAGACCACUGUUAAACGCCACUCUGUCGGCAUCUGGGACUGCAGGUCGUGCAAGAAGACCGUCGCUGGAGGCGCUUACGUCGUUUCCACCCCAGCCGCCGCUGCCAUGCGUUCCACGCUCCGCCGUCUGAGGGAAAUUGCUGAGGUUUAGAUGGGAUGACAUUGUUGUGGAUACAUUUGCUGGUGCAUGGGAUCGGUCCCUCCGGAUGAGAACCGAUAUUUUGUCGAUGCGGACUUCGAUCAUGGCUGCGAUAGAGUCUCAAUGAAAUGAAUCAAAACUCUCACUUGA
Pseudogymnoascus destructans is the source of this 485-nucleotide messenger RNA. It is a transcript of the gene RPL43, whose product is annotated as 60S ribosomal protein L43. Gene Ontology annotation, cellular component: ribosome. The coding region runs from base 69 to 347 and encodes 92 amino acids. The record is from RefSeq and is a predicted model, not a curated record. Gene Ontology annotation, biological process: translation. Gene Ontology annotation, molecular function: structural constituent of ribosome. The transcript has 3 exons. NCBI's taxonomy places the organism in Eukaryota, Fungi, Ascomycota, Leotiomycetes, Thelebolales, Thelebolaceae.